Molecule: messenger RNA, 1741 nt
Organism: Octopus sinensis (East Asian common octopus)
Lineage: Eukaryota; Metazoa; Mollusca; Cephalopoda; Octopoda; Octopodidae
Product: phosphoglycolate phosphatase 2
Exons: 1
Coding region: 523-1542 (339 amino acids)
Cellular component (GO): cytoplasm
Molecular function (GO): phosphatase activity
Source: RefSeq, a predicted model, not a curated record
GUAUUUUCCUCCCCCAACAUAAGAACAAGUGGAACGACUUUACGCGAGGCGGCUGCUUUGUUAAGAAACUCUGCUGCAUUUCUGUUCCUGGCAUUAAUUAAUCUUCAAUGAUAAUGAAACGACUUUGUUAAUGUUAUGAAGUAAUCUAUUACGCAUAUAUGCUUGAUGGCUGUCGUAUGUAUUUUCGUAACGCAUUGAUCAAAUAUUUCCCCACAUGCAGUAAACUUCUUCUUCUUUUCACCUCUGUUGAUUAACCUUGCCUUCUAUUAAACACACACACACACAUACAUUAUAUAAAUAUAUAUAUAUAUAUAUAUAUAUAUAUAUAUAUAUAUAGAGAGAGAGAGAGAGGAGAGAGAGAGAGAGAGAGAUGGAAAUGCUCGCACAUGCUAUGUACGUUAAUUAUCCUCCGCCGCCACGUAUCUCGCUGAUAUCUAUGUUACACACCGCCACAACACACGAGACAUUUCUCUCUCUUUCUUUGUGUGUUUUGCGAGAAGAUAAAAGUCAUCAAGUGUAAACAUGGUCUUUAAACUCACCAGAACUGUCUACCACGCAUGGACCAAACUGACCCCACGCGUGUUAUUAGCCGAUGGAAUGCGACGGAGAUCGUUCGAUGCUGGACGCAAAUUAUCUUCGAAUUGUUGUCACCUGGAUUGUAGUUCCGCUAAAAGAAUCGUCGGCAAAUAUGACACGAUUCUUCUCGAUUGUGAUGGAGUAAUCUGGGGGACCGAUCAUGUCAGUCGGAUGGACAAAGUCAACGAAGCACUCCACAAGCUUCGACAACAUGGAAAACAGCUUUUAUUUGUGACCAACAACAGUUUACAUUCAACGAACACGUUCUUCGACAAGUUUGUCCAAUACGGAUUUGAUAUCAACCACGACGAAAUAUUUUGUAUUAAUUCUGCUGCAGCUUUUUACCUGAAGUCAGUUCUUGGAGUGAAAAAAUCUGUCUAUGUGAUCGGUUCUGAAGCUAUGGGAACAGAAUUACAAAACUUAAAAAUCGAUCAUUUUGGAAUUGGGCCAGAGCCCGACUCGACCUCACGUAAGAUCGAUGAUCUUUUACAUAUGCACUUUAGGGACGAUGUUGAGGCGGUCCUGGUUGGAUUCGACGAGUAUUUGUGUUAUAACAAACUUUAUAAAGCCUCUAGUUAUUUACAGGACCCUGAUUGCCAUUUCAUAGUGACCAGUGAUGUUGAAAUGGGGACCAAAAUAGGCCCCAACCGAUACCGUCCUUCAGUCGGGGCCGUGGUGGGCGCCGUUUCGGCGGCUGCUCACCCGAGAAAAUAUACUGUUGUUGGGAAACCAAGCUCUUUUCUUUAUAAAUUCAUCAAAUUGAAAUUUCCUGAAUUAAAUCUUAAUAAAAUCCUUACAAUCGGAGACAGCCUAAAGUCCGAUAUAAAAUUUGCGAAAAAUAUCGGUUCUGAUUCAGCAUUGGUACUGUCAGGAGCAUCAGACAUGCAGACACUAUUAAAUACUCCCGAUGUGGAUAAACCUAACUACUAUUUUCAGAACCUUGCUUUGUUUGCUGAAGUACUGUGAUAUCUGUUUAUCGUUUAUUUAACUAUUUUUGAAGUAGAACUUCUUGUGUUGUUUUGCCUUAAACGAAAUUACUUGGGCUGUCUUCGAAGACCUCAAGUGUGUGUGUGUGUUAAAUUUACUCAGAAGUUUAUUUCUAUACAGGACCUUUUUUAAUAAACCCCUUUUAUAAGGAACUCAGGAAGAAAAGAUACAUGUAUUU